CCGGGCCGCGCCGGCCUCUUCCCAUGCGGGCGGCGCGGGCCCUGGGAGGGGCGCCCGCAGCCAGCCGCGCAGCAUGCACUGGGGGGUUGGCUUUGCCUCGUCCAGGCCGUGCGUGGUGGAUCUGAGCUGGAACCAGAGCGUCUCCUUCUUCGGCUGGUGGGCCGGGUCCGAGGAGCCCUUCUCCUUUUAUGGGGACAUCAUCGCUUUCCCUUUGCAGGAUUACGGUGGGAUCAUGGCAGGGCUGGGCUCCGAUCCCUGGUGGAAGAAAACACUUUACUUGACCGGGGGAGCUUUGCUGGCCGCAGCUGCGUAUCUGCUCCACGAACUCCUGGUCAUUAGGAAACAGCAAGAGAUUGACUCCAAAGAUGCUAUUAUUUUGCAUCAGUUUGCAAGACCUAACAAUGGUGUCCCCAGUUUGUCUCCUUUCUGUUUGAAAAUGGAAACUUACUUAAGGAUGGCUGACUUACCCUAUCAGAAUUAUUUUGGUGGAAAACUCUCUGCUCAAGGGAAAAUGCCUUGGAUUGAAUAUAAUCAUGAGAAAGUUUCUGGCACAGAAUUCAUAAUUGACUUUCUGGAAGAGAAACUUGGAGUGAAUUUAAACAAAAACCUUGGCCCUCAUGAAAGAGCCAUCUCCAGAGCAGUGACCAAGAUGGUGGAGGAGCACUUCUACUGGACGUUAGCUUAUUGCCAGUGGGUGGACAAUCUCAAUGAGACCCGGAAGAUGCUCUCUCUUAGUGGUGGCGGUCCCUUCAGUAACCUGCUGAGGUGGGUCGUGUGCCACAUAACGAAAGGAAUUGUGAAGCGCGAGAUGCACGGCCACGGCAUUGGCCGCUUCUCGGAGGAGGAGAUUUACAUGCUGAUGGAGAAGGACAUGCGGUCCUUGGCAGGGCUCUUGGGUGAUAAGAAGUACAUCAUGGGGCCCAAGCUUUCUACUCUCGAUGCCACUGUCUUUGGACACUUGGCACAGGCAAUGUGGACCUUACCUGGGACAAGACCUGAGCGGCUGAUCAAAGGUGAGCUCAUCAACCUUGCCAUGUACUGUGAGAGGAUAAGGAGGAAAUUCUGGCCUGAGUGGCACCAUGAUGAUGACAACACCAUCUAUGAGUCCGAGGAGAGCAGCGAAGGGAGCAAAACCCACACGCCCCUGCUGGAUUUCAGCUUUUACUCAAGGACAGAGACCUUUGAAGAUGAGGGAGCAGAGAAUAGUUUUUCCAGAACCCCAGACACGGAUUUCACCGGACACUCGCUCUUUGAUUCUGACGUGGACAUGGAGGACUACACAGACCACGAACAGUGCAAGUGACAUUCAGCCUUGCUGACCCUCUUCUGCCGGAGCGGCCACUCCCUGGGGUUGGUCCUAUUUCCCAGGUGGAAAUCCAUCUGAGCUGGGAGGAGAUCUUCGUGCUCGACACAGUUCUCACGAGCUAACUGGACGAUAGCAGCCUUAUUUCUUUUUGUACAGACGAGACACAGAACCAUUCGGAUGGCUCCGUUUAAAACAAACAGGCAAAAAGGAAAAAAAAAAAAAAGUCAGCAUGGUUCCUGAAAUCCAUUUUUGUUUUCAUUAGAAAACUAACACUGUGUGGCAGAGCAGGGGCAAGAGCAGAUUGUCUGCGGAUUGUGUCUAUGUAGAUCGUCUUCAACCCGAGGGCUUAUUUGUGAGACGGAUUCUCGAACGUCCUUUACCCACCGGGGUUCCAAGUAAUGAGAGAAAUCAUCGGGGGAAAUGCCCAAGAGACAAAUAUCCUAUGGUGGCUGCUUGUAUUUUAUGUGUGUAUAUUGUAUGUUGAGAUAAUUCAAAUAAAAAUCCAUAGAUAUUCAGUGAACACCUACUAUGUGCAAAGCACUGUGCUAGGUGCUAAUCAGUAUAAGAUUUAUUCUCAGUCCUGCCAGUGACUAGCUGUGUGAUUUCGGGCGAGUCCCUUAAUUCUUGUGUGCCUCAUUUCCCCCACCUGUAAGGUGGGGAUAACGAUACUCUCCACCUACCUACCUCACAGGGGUGUUGUGAGGAUUCAUGUGGUAGCACCUCUUGGAAGAGGUGUGACAUAAACACAACAUUUUAUUCUUUAUUGUGCUUCCUGCGUAUGAACAUUUGAGGGCAGAGGAAUUCCAUAUCCAGCCAACAGCAGCCACAGUCACUCGCCAAAGCCGAGCAGACGAAAACACACGCAAAGGCGCAGUUAGGAUUCUGUCACCAUUCUUCUUUGUGAUCUUGCCUGAAUGGAAAUCUUUUACUGAAAGACCGUUGAAAAUGCUUUCACAGAGCAUCGACAGCUACACACAGUCUUCAGUUCUGUGUAUUUGCAGACGUCUUUCUUCCGUUGCCUGACCGCACGCUGGAAUGUUGUCCUUUGUAGACUCCCGAGUGUUAAGUUGCCUGUGUUUGAUUUAUUUGAAGGGAAUAAAGCUCAGGAAUAUGAUGGGUUUCGUAGAGGUGAAGGGGAAAGGAUUUGACUGAUGUUUCUAAGCAGAUGCUUGCCAACGUGUAAUGUCUUUUUGAAAACAAAUCUUGCAAGACGUAUCGAAAAGAUGAAGUCUGAAGAGGAUCACGUGACAGGUAUCAAAGCACUUUGUGCAGUGUAGACUCUAUGCAGUUUUACUAAUGCAACUUUUCUGGCGUUCUCAGCCAUUGCCCCAUGAGAGGAAGGCAAUGCUGGGGACAAAUCUUAAUGUUUCUUAAGGAUCUCCCGUAGCUGCCCUGUGCUCCCUCUCUGUCCCUGUAGAGCACAUGGACCCUUGGGGUUACUGUAUUUACUAAAGCGCUCUAUCUCUGAAGACAUCCUUUUUGUUGACUUAGAACAUUUUCCAGUGAAAUACGGGGUGAAGAUGCUGGGGUGACGGCCAUGGAUUUGGGCUAGGAGAGUUGGUGUUACGAUUUACAACCGCAAGCAGAGCUGCUUUGCUUCUGAUCUCAACGGACUCACUGGGUAAUGGUUAUUCAUGGUGGGGCCAAAGAGGCAUUUUUCAAAAGAGACAGCAAUUUCUGCUGAGAAGUUCGUGUAUUUGCUUGAAAAAGACUCUCUUUGAAUAUGGCUUUUGCAAAACAAUCCUAAAAUGCUGCGGAUUCACAAAGAGGUAAAGGGGGAGAAUUGCUGAGGCUGUUUACCAUUGGAGCCACAGUGUAGGACCUGUGUAACUGGGGACAGAUGCUGAGAUACCCUCAGUUAGAGAUUCUCAUUGCACAGGAAACUCAGUCGUUAGUUUCUUAUUAAAAGCAUUCAUCUUUGAGAGGACCGUUUGGUGCCUAAUGAAAAUGUUGGGGAGAAGAUAUGAAUGGAUGAGCGUGUCGUAUCUCCAGCGACACUUGGGAGGACUCUUCACCUCGCCUGUCUCUAACACGUGUGUUCCAAGGUCAGCUGGUGGUAGUUCUGUGUGACUAGGGAAACUUCUGGCUUGCAAAUGUGAAUGUCAUAACCAGCUAGGCUGUGGACCCGGCCACACAAAGACCAAGUUGACCUAUCCCCAUCCAUAGCUGGAAAAAGUUGUGUUUGCAAUCUUGCCUGCAAUUUAUUCUCACUGUAUAGCACAAAGGGUGUUGUGUCCUCGCGUCAAGAAUGAUUUAAGUUAUGGCUGUGCAGAGUCACAUAUCGUUUUACUGUGCAUUGCUUGCAGGGCAAGUACAUAGAGAGCCAGUGUUCAUCGUGAAGUUGUAAAAUAAGUCAUUCUUUCCAGGUGCCUCUCACAGAGGCUUAAAUGGACAUUACCACUUGGAGUCUUGGGUACUAGCCUGCCAGCUAAUGACCGGGCACUCAACAUUCCGAAGGUGUAACUUGAUUUGGAACACUGAAAUAUACCCAGGUUUUACCUUCCCAAUGUGGGUUAUGGAAACAAAAUGACCAAGACAAAAUCACUGUCGGGUGGAUGACCUAGGUAGUCUUUAUUGGAAGGGCUUUAAUUUUACCUGGUUUGUUCCUAAGUUCCCUAGAUUUGAAGUGUUCUCCAAUAUGGUGAACAGGUGCUACUUAAAAGAAAAUAUAACAAGAAAUUAGGGGACAUUUUGGUCAUCUGGCUUACUUAUUCAAGUUGUGUUUCUUUUUUUCUUGGAAAGUGACUUAAGGAGGUGUGAUCUUUAAUGUUAACAGAUGUUUUUUGGUUGGACAGAAGCCCCACUAGCUGUCCGGUUUUUUUGUUUGUGUGUUUGUUUUAUUUUUUACCUCUCAGUGUAAAAAUAAAUUCUGCCCCUCUAUCCACUUCCCUUUGCCCCUCGUCCCCACUCAUCAGGAUUAAGGAGCAGCAGCAGUGUGAUUUAAUCUGCCUAUGUCAGCUAGGCAGAGGUAAGCUAUAUUGUCAGAGUUGACCAUUUUGUUGUUGUGGCAUAAUGAAUUGUGAACAGUGAUGCUAUUGUUGAGGCCAUGAGCUAGCUACCCUGGUGACUGACCACAGACCCAAGAACUUGAAUCAUAGCUGUAGUCUGGCUCUCCAGUGAGCCCGACCUGUGUAUACUGUGGCAUUAGGUAUUAGGAUACGUUUGCUUGAAAUAGUUAGAGUUCAAGGAAGGGAAGAGCUAGGAAUUUUAACUUCAUGGGUCUUGCCUAGGUUAUUUAAGAGAAAACAUAAAAUCAUAAGAAUGUAUAUAGCUGGGUAAUGGAUUAGUUGUAGAAAGCCCCUUACAAGAGAGCCUCUGAGGUUCUUAUUGGCUCUAUAUCACAUGCAUAUUCAUUUGUAGGCAAGACCUGAACUGAAGUCUUUCACCUUGCCUUAGAUGGUUCUUGCCGUUAUGUUACUUUGACUUUGUUUCUUUUUAAAACCCACAUUCCCUGAGAAAUCAGUCCAUGUAUCCAUCAGCACAUCCCCAGCCUCUCUCAAAGAGUGCUUGGAAUCUUCCUCUCUUGCUCUCCAUGUCUGUUCAGCCCAGUCCAGACCAAUUCAAGAAUUUACUCUGUGCAAGGCACUGCUAGACUCUGAAUGAUACCAAGUCACCAAGAGUCCAUAUUCUUUGUUUUUUAUCUUUUAAAGAAUCCAUGCCAUAUUAUCACUCCUUGCGUAUUUACUGAGCACCUAUCCUGUUCCUGGCCCUGAGAUCCACAGGAGAUCUAGAGGGUGAACAGAACAGACAUGGCACCCUGAUUUUAGGGCAUCCGCUUUUGCCCAGACUAAUGCAAUGGCUUCUUCUAAAUGCUUGGUCACUUCCCUGAUCCAUUCCACCCUACACCAUUAAUUUUUAAAAGAAUUUCUGGCCCUGAUGGGGUGCCAUAUUGCCUCAGGAUGAGGGUCACUCUCUGGGCCCUGGUAUUCUCAGCUCUUCCUUCAUCUGUUUCCUGGGACGUCUCCCAGGGCUUCUCCAUAUGAGCCAUCCAGUGCAUCCUGGUUGGUCUCCUUGCCAUUGCCUAAACAUGCCUCAUGUCCCCACUCUGCUUCUGCUUCUGCUAGCCUCCCUCCUGAAAGCCCUGCCCUUCCUCUCCACUGGCCCAACUCAUGCCCACCUCCCAAGGCCCAACUUCAUCAGUUCUGCAAGAAGACUUCCCAGCUCAUUAUAAUCUCCCCUUCCUCUAGAAACAGCACACAUCGUUGGCUUCCCUGCUGGCUGCAUGGGAAAGGUAUGCCUAGAAAGCAGGUCACACACUAGAAAGUAGUGCUGUGUCAGGGAUUCCUUUGAUAAUCUAAUGAAAGUCCUAUACCUUAUUACCAGAAAAAUACAUAUAUGCAAAUAUACAAAAUUUUACAUGUAACUUCGGGUUUAGAGACCUGAAAUCAUCCAUGGAUUCUUUAGGGGGCUCAUGGACCCCAGUGGAAGAAGCCUUCUAAAGAGUCUUUAAAAGCUACUGUUGUUAGUGUUCAUUCUUUCUUGCCUUUGACAUAUGCAGAGAGUAGAAAAUUGGUAUGGGAUGUGCAUGCAAAAGCAAUCUCUGUUAUUAUCCGUGUUGGGUGUGUGUUGAGUGACAGGGAAGGAAGGAAGAAGAGCUGUCUUACGUUAAUUGAGAGAAUAUCUUUGUUUUGACAGGCUUGGCAUUUUGAAACUGACAAGGUUUUAUUGUUAUUGUUCUUGGUUAUCUGUUAACCAUCCAAAAAGUUGGUUUAUCAAAAUUAAUUCAGGGCCAGGUAAGCUUCAUUUCAGGCCUCAAACCCACCACUUCUGCAUGAGUAGGCUUUGGCCUAGGGUUAUUAAGGUAGGAGAGAAGAGGCUGGAUUUUUCCUUAUAGGAAAAAGAUCGGCACAGUCAAGUUUUCCUGUAUUCAUCAUUCAUUAAUUCGUUCGUAGGGUAACUGUUGAGUGUAUUUUCAAUAAAAGGAUGGUGCCUUUGUUGAUAGGUAACUACUCAGGUUCUUCUUUGUCGUCGUCGUCUUCUUCUUCUUCUUUUUGUUUUUUUACAGGGUGAAGUUAUUUUUAUUGCUCCUGACUAUGAUCCAGGAUCCUUUGUUCUCCUUUAUGUGCAGUGCUGUUUAAGUUGAACAAGAACCAGUGAAAAUACAUUCGAUGACAAAUACUUCCAAGUCUGAAUGCUGAACUCUGGCAACACAUCUUUAAUAGGUCCAGCCAUCAAUUAAUGUGUGAUUGUGGAGUGCUUGACCCUUUUUCAAUUGCUUCCAGUGGUGAAACUGGGUGAAGUUUGAAAGGAUCCCCUUGGUGGGUGGGGCAGGAGGUCCCUCUUUCCCAGAGUUCUUUUGCUAGUACCAGGAGUAAAUGUCAACAGAUGAUGAAUAGUUUCUUCAUUUGAAUUCCUUACCAGAAACUUGAGUUUUUAGUCCCUGAAUUUAAAGGAUAUCCUAAAGACAUUUAAAGUUCCGGCGGUGCCUGUGUGGCUCAGUCGGUUAAGCAUCCAAUGUCAGCUCAGGUCAUGAUUUCGCUGUUCCUGAGUUCAAGCCCUGGGUCAGGCUCUGUGCUGACUGCUCAGAGCCUGGAGCCUGCUUUGGAGUCUGUGUCUCCCUCACUCUAUGCCCCUCCCCUGCUCACUCUCUGUUUCUCAAAAAUAUACAUUAAAAAAAAAAGAUAUUUACAGUUCCUUAAUGUUUAGGAUAAGAUAACUGGAAUGGAUAACUUACUGGCCUUGCUCCUUAGAGAUGGUUACAGAGGAAACUAAAAAACUGCUUAAAGGAAAGUGACUCAGCUCUUUUGGGGCUGACAAUGGGACCUCCUUAACCAUGCUGGCUCCUGCUAAGGCAGGGAACCUGUCCCCACAGCAAGGCUCUCUGAAGUUUCUGUUGUUGGCUAGAUUAUGACAAAGUGGUGAUGCUCAAAUUUCAAGAAGAUUAUUGCCCCAAAUUGUAAAACGUGUAGAUAGAUAAAGGGUCCCAUCGCAGUAAUAAAGUAACUUAUGAAUGUGGUCUAGCCAGCACCCACACUCCUGAUCAUUUUAGUGGAAGAAACAAGUUAGAGUAAAAGAUUGAUACAGUACUUUGGUGUUCUGUACACAAUUAAAUAAUGACAUCAAUGAACGUGAUGGCCUUCAUGAAGUUUAAAAAAUUCUGGUUGUCCCUAAUUACAACUUUAUAUUUUGAAACAAUCCACUAAUUGUAGAGCAAUACAUAUUUAUGAUACUGGUUAAUUUUAUAAAAAGUAGUAUUGCUACAUAUGACCAUUCACCUCCCUCCCUCCCCAUAGCAAGCAAUUUUUUUUUUUUUUUUUUUUUACUUUAUGGCUCUGGAAUAGAGUAACUUUCAUUUAUCAAUAAUAUUUAAACCUUUGGUCUUUCUUUAGUAUUUUAUACACCUACCUAUGUCUUUAAAACCAAUAGGAGUCAGCUGCUGAAUUGCCAUGUUAAUUAGCUGUGACUGAACAGGUAGCAGAGGGAGUACAGUUGUUCAGUGGAGGGCUAGGAAAGAGAACUGCUUUGGAUAUUUACCAUCCCCCUCCUCUUAAAAAACAAAACAAACCCCAAACAACAAUCUGUGGACUUUUCCCUUUAACAGUUGUUCAGAAUUGAAAGUGUUCUGUUAUAUUUGCUUCUGUCUCUCCACAAGAGAUCGCAUUUGGCUUAUUCAAACACAAACCAUGUCCAGAUGAUUGUAUUUUUACCUUAAACAAAUUGUAUCUGAAUUCUUUUGCAGCAAUAAGAUUAAAAACAGUAUCAAAUUUUCAAGGAAUCUCUGCUUCAGUAGGGGUGACAUGUUUGUGUUACUCCUGUCAAAAUGAUUACCUCAUGUGAUCAGUCUCAUGGGAUCAUGCUUAUUGUAAACAUGUGUUUUCCCCAGGAAUGUGCAUCAGGCAGUGUGUCUCACGACUCAAAGGGUAAUGAUGGCUGGGAAGAGGAAGGUCUGAAUCCUUCAUUUGGUGAUGCUAAGAUUUCACUGAGUGGGAGGAGAGAAGGAAAGGGUGACAAAGGUGGCCUCUUCAGGCAGCACGUGGUACGGCUGUGUUGGAGACGUGUCAGGCACCUCGCAAGUUGUCUAAGGGGUGGCGUCAGUAACAUAAUACAAAAUCCAGGUUUACAAAUCAAAAACAAAUGCAAUUUGUAGGGAAGGAUUGUUUGUGGAUGUAUGAAAGACUGGUGCAGGAAGCACUGAAAUAAUGUUGAUCUUUGUCUUAAUUUAUAUGCUCAAGUGCUGGGAUUGUGCCAUCUGAAGCCAAGCCUGGGAAAUGGGAGAGCAGCUGAUAGCGAUGGCCUCUGCUCAGUUCCUUUGAUUCUGAAACUUCCUUCUAUUCUCUCAAAAGGGUUCGUGGCAUAUGGUUUCCAUCUCAUGAAUAUAAAAUGUACAAAGUAAUGUAUAUUUGUUUUAUAGAUGCCCUUUAAGUGGAGACACCCCAAAUCAUUCGUAUUUAGGUAGUGGUCUCCAAACCUUUGUGCUCAUUCACCUCAUCAGUAAAACUUUCUGAGCAUGCCCUUUAGCAUAUUUAUUUAUAAACACACACACACACACACACACACACACACAGAGUGCUCAUACUGCAGUACUGAUGUGUACAUUAAAAACCAUGGCAAACAUAGAAAUUUUCAAAGGCUGUUGUUCUGGAUUCAGUAGAGUUUAGGGAAUGGGGCAAGGAGUACUUACAGGCAGCACCUAGAAAGCUGCAACUGAUUAAAGAAUGUGUAUGUAACAUUUGUGGCAAAGUGGAUGUAAAAUAGGCAUGGGCGCAUGAUUUUAGGUCAACGAAUGUAUGUAUGUAUGUAUGUAUGUAUGUAUGUAUGUAUGUAGGUAUGUAUGUAUUUUUACUUAAAAUGGGCAUUUGGGGUUGGGGAAGAGAAUGGUGAAUAAAUAGAUGUCCCCUUUACAAGAGCUAUUUUAAUUCUGUUUUUGGGACCACAUGAUCUAGAAUGUUUUGAAAAUUUCUGAAAGAUUUCACAGUACAUGGACUUAAGCAAAAUAAGAAAAGAUAGGAGGGGAAAAAGCAAAUAAUGCAAAUACGGGAUGCAUUGCUUCAGAAUUUCAAUACCAAUCGGAAAAGCAUGUUUUGAUAAUUCCUGGUAACCAACAUCUCACUGAUUAUAAAUCUCUCUUCUGUUUGUUUAUAAUCCAAUGUCACCAAAUGUGUGGAAGGUGCACAGAUUUAUUUUCAGAGAUCCGAGAUGGGAAGGACCAAUGUUGGUAUAAUUUGAACCCACAUUUCAGCUGCUUGGGGGCUGAUGGAUGGACACUGCCCGGAAGCAUUUACCUGCACCACCUGUUUUGCAAACACAAUGAAUAGCAUCUUGCUGAACAAGGGCCUCAAUGUCGAGGUGGCAUUCCAGUGUUUAUUUCUGGACCUAUGAGUUACUUUAGCACAGUUAUUGUUAGUAGUUUAUAAAGCCAUAUUUAAACUUGUAUACUUGAUUGUAAGAUAGAUUUGAAUUGUGCACUAUGUUGAUUACUGUAUAUAAAUGUGGAAAUUCUGUACAUUUGGUCUUCAUGCUGUAUGUAUUUGAUGUGUAAAUGAUAACUAAUGGUUAUGAAAUA
Molecule: messenger RNA, 9809 nt
Organism: Prionailurus viverrinus (fishing cat)
Lineage: Eukaryota; Metazoa; Chordata; Mammalia; Carnivora; Felidae
Gene: FAXC
Product: failed axon connections homolog, metaxin like GST domain containing
Exons: 6
Coding region: 74-1303 (409 amino acids)
Cellular component (GO): cytoplasm
Source: RefSeq, a predicted model, not a curated record